Messenger RNA from Styela clava, 1564 nucleotides. Its product is annotated as CCA tRNA nucleotidyltransferase 1, mitochondrial-like. Gene Ontology annotation, cellular component: mitochondrion. Gene Ontology annotation, molecular function: tRNA binding; nucleotidyltransferase activity. Gene Ontology annotation, biological process: mitochondrial tRNA 3'-end processing; tRNA 3'-terminal CCA addition. NCBI's taxonomy places the organism in Eukaryota, Metazoa, Chordata, Ascidiacea, Stolidobranchia, Styelidae. The record is from RefSeq and is a predicted model, not a curated record.
AUCUCACUUUUUAUUUCAUUUUAUACAGCUAGCAAACAGUUGUAUAGGGUUACAGUAAUAUUGGUAAAUGGGAGCAAGAUAUACAAAAACAUUUAAUGCUGGUGGAAGAUUUUAUACCAUAUUUUGUUAUCAAGUUUCACAGAAAACUGAUUUUUCAACUAGAAUUUCUCAUGUGAAGUAUUCUCUUAGUCAUCAACGGAACUCCAAGACACUCUGGUUUAAUAAAGAUUUUAAAAAUUUCUCGUCCAUUGACCGAACGAGCGAAGAAAUGGAUAAAACACAAACUUAUAAGCCAUUUGGACCAGUUGUUAUGAGACUUGAUUCUCCGGAGUUUCAUUCUCUCUUUACUGAAGCGUUAAACAAAGUUAGAACAUUAUUUCUUGAAAAUGGAUAUGAACUAAGCAUUGCUGGGGGAGCAGUUCGUGACUUAUUAAGUGGAAUCAAACCGAAAGAUAUAGAUUUUGCAACGACUGCUACACCUAAACAAAUGAUUGAGAUGUUCAGCAAAAAUGAUAUCAGAAUGUUUAAUGAAGGUGGACAAUCUCAUGGCACAGUAACAUGCCGUAUAAAUGAAGAAAAUUUUGAAAUAACAACUUUAAGAAUUGACAGAGUGACAGAUGGAAGACAUGCUGAAGUUGAAUUCACAAAAGAUUGGUUUCUUGAUGCUUCUCGGAGGGAUUUGACUAUAAAUUCAUUAUUUUUAGAUCUUCAUGGUAACGUCAUAGAUUUUUUCAAUGGAAAAGAUGAUUUGAUAAAGAAAAAGGUGAAAUUUGUUGGAGAUGCUAGUAGAAGGAUCUGUGAAGAUUAUUUGCGAAUUUUGAGAUUUUUCAGGUUCUUUGGAAGGAUAGCAAAUUCUGAAGCGGAGUUUAAUGAGGAAGCUAUUCAAGCUAUAAAAUCACAAGGGCGUGGCUUGUUAAUAAUUUCUGGGCCAAGAAUAUGGUCAGAGAUGACUAUGAUUUUGAAUGGACGCUAUGUUGCUAAAAUCAUGCGAAAGAUACAUGAGUGUGGAUUACUUUCAUAUAUCGGUUUCCCUGAGGAAGUUGAUAUGGACAUGUUUGAGAAAAUUUAUAAUGCUACUAUUCAUUUGAAUACGAAUCAUAUGACAUAUGCCAGUGCUCUACUUCAAACUGAAGAGGACGUUUUGAAUUUAGAAAAGAGGGUACAGUUCUCAAAAAACGAGAGAAAGAUUGCUCUGUUUAUUGUUUCUUAUAGAAACAAAAUUAAUAUUUGUGAUCCAGCACGAUUAAAAUUUUGUCAAGAUAUACUGGUUGAUAUUCCAAAACAUGAGGGAAAUCAUAAAGGUUAUUUAAUAGAGGUUUUAAAAUAUAUUGGUGAUUUUGAAACGAUGCAGCAGCUGCAGAAUUGGAAUAUUCCAAGAUUCCCAGUUUCUGGGGGAAUGUUGAUGGAAGCAGGCGUUCCGAAAGGAAAAACAGUUGGUAUGGUAACAAAAAUCUUGAAAGCCAAGUGGAAAGAAGGCAACUACCUAUUAUCUGAUAAAGAGUUGCUUCUAUUUUUACCAGAUAUCUUAAAAACAUUAUGAUAAACAUUAAAUUUUAUUUACAAA